Molecule: messenger RNA, 1389 nt
Organism: Aspergillus viridinutans
Lineage: Eukaryota; Fungi; Ascomycota; Eurotiomycetes; Eurotiales; Aspergillaceae
Exons: 3
Coding region: 1-1389 (462 amino acids)
Source: RefSeq, a predicted model, not a curated record
AUGGCAGUGACAUUCUACGGCUCCCAGACUAAGACGGAGACAGUGGCACCUCUGUCAUAUACAGACUCCCCCUGGAGGCUCUUCAGCUUCGACAUCCUGCUGUUCUUGCGCUGGAGCCCCUACCUGAUCAAUAUUUUCCUUCCACUGUGGCCGUGGCCAUCCCAUUGCCUGGACGAGCUCUAUCCGUCCCUGGCCAAUAUCCAUGACAUCGUCUUGCAUACCAUUCUUGUCGUUGCACAAUCGUUCUUCCUGAUUUCUCUGCCAUUACUGAUCACUUUUCCAUUCGGCUCCUACAUCUUCUAUAUUGGUCUAUUCCUCGCGUUGAACAAGGUCGUGUGCACGCUUCUGAAUGGCAAGAUUCCCGAGGACGGUCUCAAGUCAACCGAGGACGAUCAUUCUGCAGCUUGGAAACGGCACGAUGAUGAGAGCUGGAUCUUCCUCAACGGUGUAGCAGUGGGGAAACACUGGCUACAAAGCAAUAUCGAUAGAUUAUCACGAACGUUUCACCGUCCAGUGGUAGGGGUGCACAAUAGAACAAACGGCAUAAUCUUCGAUAUCAUCCAAUGCCUGAUACAACGCGCUUUACUCUACAGCAACGCGAAUGUCCGGCAGUGUCACAUGCUUAUCAAGAAGGCUCUAUACGCACCGGGGAUCAAGAAAGUCGUCCUCAUCCUACAUUCUCAAGGCGCCAUCGAAGGUGGCAUGAUCCUCGAUUGGCUCUAUGAUGAAGUACCUCAUGAUUUGCUCAAACAGCUGGAAGUCUACACCUUUGGGAACGCCGCAAACCACUUCAACAAUCCCUAUCGAGUCCAUAUUCCCAGUGUCGGUGCAGGCUCAAAGCUGGCCCCUGCUCAGUGGCAAACGCGGAGCAAGCGUGCAGUGGCCCAUAUUGAGCAUUAUGCGAACAGCAAGGACUUUGUGAGCCGAUGGGGUGUUCUGCACUUCACACGCAAAGUCACCGAGGACCCGCGGGAGAACAGAUUCAUGGGCCGCGUCUUUGAACGGCCUGGAAGGGGGCACCAACUCAAUCAGCACUAUCUUGAUAACAUGUUCCCGCUUGAUCCAACCGGACGAUUUGUCCGUGGUUUGGCCGAUGGCGAUUUCAUGGAGAUGGAUGUCAGUGUAGGUGGCGGUACAGAAGUCAGGGAAGGGCUGGAUCAGAGCCUUGAUGCAACAUCAGGAAGCAUGGAGCCUGAGGCGAGAAUUCUAACUAGCGGUCCAGCAUCAGUGCGGACGGAGAGCCAAGGGCAAGCAUCGAGGCCAAAAGGUAAUUCUGGGAUUUUGGAAGUUGAUGGGUUCGCAAGGACGAACGGGGUUCCCUCGAAGGUGAAGAAUUUGAGUCGAUUGUGGGCCUACUGCAAUGGCAACUCUCCUGGGGAAAUAUUGUGA